This is a messenger RNA of Yarrowia lipolytica CLIB122, 1050 nucleotides long. RefSeq lists its product as uncharacterized. Gene Ontology annotation, cellular component: Golgi apparatus. The record is from RefSeq and is a predicted model, not a curated record. Lineage: Eukaryota; Fungi; Ascomycota; Dipodascomycetes; Dipodascales. Gene Ontology annotation, molecular function: antiporter activity.
AUGACAGAAACACUGCGAACACAAUGCACCUGGCUGGGGCUCUACUUUUUCUUCAACCUGGCCCUCACGCUCUUCAACAAGGCGGUCCUCGGAUCCUUCCCCUUCCCGUACACCCUCACCGGCAUCCACACCCUGUGUGGCACUCUGGGUUGCGCGCUCUUACACUGGAGAGGCGUCUUUAAACUGACCCGGCUAUCCGAUCAGGAGAACACCACCCUCAUUCUCUUCUCCAUCCUCUACACCAUCAACAUUGCCAUCUCCAACGUGUCGCUGCAGAUGGUCACCGUGCCCUUCCACCAGGUGGUCCGGGCAACCACCCCCUUCUUCGCCAUGCUCAUCAACGUGGUCUUCCUGCGACACUCGUACACGGUACUCACCUACCUGUCUCUGGUUCUCGUGUGUGCCGGCGUCGGAUUCGCCACUGCAGGAGAUUACUACUUCACCGCCAUGGGCUUCAUUCUCACCAUUCUGGGCGCCGUUCUCGCGGCCGUCAAGACCGUGGUCACUAACCGUAUCCAGACCGGCCGGUUCAGACUCUCCCCUCUCGAGCUGCUCUACCGUAUGUCACCUCUUGCAUUUGUCCAGACCCUCGUCUACGCCUACCUGGCCGGCGAGCUGGACGUGCUGGGUCUUCGGCUCUCGAGCCCCGAGGACGUGGUUGGUGCCACUGCCUCUGCCACCUCGGGCCCGCUGUCGUUCCUCGGAGGCAUCGACUACACGGAGAUUGAGUUUGAGUACAGCCAGAAGCUGAUGCUGCAUCUGCUGCUCAACGGCAUCAUUGCGUUUGGCCUGAACAUUGUCUCCUUCACCACCAACAAGAAGACGGGCGCGCUGACCAUGACCGUGGCCGCCAACGUGAAGCAGAUCCUCACCAUUGUGCUGGCCAUCUUUUUCUUCAACCUCACCGUCACCCCGCUCAACAUGAUGGGCAUUCUUGUGACGCUGCUGGGAGGAGCCUGGUACGCCAAGCUGGAGCUCGACCGAAAGAGCGACAACUCUGGCGCCGAAUCUGCGCUCCCCGUCAAGGAGGCCAACAGAUCGCAGGCGUAA